UGAUCUGCCACUGGUGCUCAUUGCAACAUCUGCAGUUCUCGUGGAUAUAAAAAAAUAUUUUUAAUUAAUUUAUACCAAUAUUUAGGUUUUGGAAAGUAAAAUUUCUGAAGUGGCUGGAAAUUAGAUAUUAUAUGAAAUGCCAUGCAACUGGGAACGAUUCAAAACAAAACAAACGUUUACAUUUGAAAAACAGUACAAAUACAAUAAUAUUCUAUUUAUACAACUCCUCCCGCAACAAGAUGGUAGCCUCCCAGACCGUUCCUACGUGAAGGGCGAUGAUUACAGGACGGAUCCUCUGAAUUAAAGGGGAGGCAGGAGGAGGCUGUGUGGUUCUGGGAGCGUGUGGGGGCUCCGGGGAGGAGGAGGAGCACCACCUCAAAAGGCGAGCGCCGCCGACGUGUGAUGUAGCAGUCCAGACCCGAGCAGCGACGGAGCAGGGCGCAGCAUCGGAGCAGCAGGAGGAGGAGGAGAGCUGCAACUACAGGAAGAGGCGCUAGGAGGCCCGAGCAAAAGGCAAAAAGCUAAGAAGCCUCAACACCAGUGAAGCGGUGCCUGUGGAUGGACGGUGCAGGCACCCAUGGCGUCACAGGAGCAUGCGGAUGCGAGAGCCGCUGAUAAUAAUCCCACCGCCGGAAUGGAGGGUGGUGCUGCGCCCGGCAACGCCACAAACUGUCCUGUCCACGCGCCCGGCGAAGAGGACGCCAAGCGGGGCUUUCGGAAAGGCAUUGGGAGGCAUAAUGACUACGUGAAGAUUUCCGUGCCAGAGUCCAAGGUCAACCGCCUGCCGAUGGAGUGGUGGAAGACGGCACUGGCCGUCUUUUACGCCGGCUUCAACUUGGUCCUAACGACAGUCGUCAUCACUAUUGUCCACGAGAGGGUCCCGCCCAAAGAAAGCAGCCCACCUCUUCCUGAUAAGUUUUUUGACUAUAUUGACAGGGUCAAGUGGGCCUUUACGGUGACAGAGGUCAACGGCAUGGUGCUGCUGGUUAUUUGGAUGAUCCAGUUAUUCUUCUUCCGGUACAGGUCAAUAGCGAGCAGGCGGUUCUUCUUCCUCAUUGGCACCCUGUACUUGUACCGCUGUGUCACCAUGUACAUCACCACCCUGCCUGUACCUGGCAUGCACAUGACUUGUGCUCCAAAGCUUCAUGGAGACUCGCACGCAAAAAUGCAGCGAAUUCUGCGGCUGAUUUCAGGUGGAGGUUUAUCCAUUACAAACUCCCAUCUCCUGUGUGGAGACUUCCUCUACAGUGGACACACCGUGAUGCUCACCCUCACUUACCUAUUCAUCAAGGAAUACUCGCCGCGGUCGUUUUGGUGGUACCACCUGAUGUGCUGGCUGCUGAGCGCCGUGGGCGUGGUGUGCAUCUUGGUUGCACACGAGCACUACAGCGUGGAUGUGGUUGUAGCCUAUUUCAUCACUUCCCGCCUGUUCUGGUGGUACCACACCAUGGCCAACUUACAGACUCUGAAAUGCUCGCCAAAUAACUACCUCACCAACACCUGGUGGAACCCACUGUUCAACUUCAUGGAGAGGAACGUCCAAACCUCGGUGCCAUGCUCUUACAAUUGGCCCCUCACCUGGCCUCCGGCCUGCCUUAAGAACCCCUGCAAGAAGUACUCCAUGGUACAGAGCACGCGGGAGGAGUGACAUGACCCUGACAUCUCUGUCUACUGGACCGCAACAUAAUGAUACCAAAUGCAUAGCUACGAAAGAAGCGUCUCUGCAAAAAUGAAGGAUAAUCAUAUUGUCUGUGUGUGUGCUUUGUAGAUGUAAUUUAUUUCUGAGAUGAACUCCUCAUUGUUUUUGCAACUCAGCUUCUAGUGAACCUCAGACAUGAACAAACAAAUUGUUGCAACGAACUUGCAGGUUUGUUCCGCUAUUUGCAAGACUUCAUUUUGGAUAUGCUACUGUAACUCUUUCAUACUGUAUGUGUUGACGGGGUUUACCUCAAUAUGAUAACAUGUGCUCAAGUCACAAGGUGCCUUAGUGUGUUAAAGAUCAGUAGGUGUACCACAACUGCCAUUUUGAGUCUUGAUAUAUUUGCUGUUGUUCUUUCAAUUUAUAUUAUUCAUUUUGUAUUCAUUUUAGUAGCAUUAUUGGUGUAUAUCAAUCCUGUAGUCCAAAACAUUGUAAUGUUAUAU
Molecule: messenger RNA, 2142 nt
Organism: Pungitius pungitius (ninespine stickleback)
Lineage: Eukaryota; Metazoa; Chordata; Actinopteri; Perciformes; Gasterosteidae
Gene: sgms2a
Product: sphingomyelin synthase 2a
Exons: 6
Coding region: 578-1648 (356 amino acids)
Biological process (GO): ceramide biosynthetic process; sphingomyelin biosynthetic process
Cellular component (GO): Golgi membrane; plasma membrane; endoplasmic reticulum membrane
Molecular function (GO): sphingomyelin synthase activity; ceramide cholinephosphotransferase activity
Source: RefSeq, a predicted model, not a curated record